AUGCGCGCCGUCGAUACGGGAACGAAGGACGGAGCCGAUCACAAGCAAGCCGCAGCAGGCGAUACAGGUGACUUUGGCCAAAACGAUCAACCUGAAACAGCAAGCAAGCCCGGUUGGAGGUCCAAAGUGACCUAUCCGCUAUUCGCGGCGCCACUCGAUGGUACGUUCCGGCACCCCACCUUCAAGGGCCUGGUCACGACAAUGAAGAUCCCGGCGGAGCGGGCAAACAGAUACUGCAUGCUCCGUGCGUGCGCGGGACGAAUGGUAGAAUGCCGUUCUCCACCAAGCUAAUGUGACGGGAACACUACAUCCCUGUAUCGUCCAUACAUGCAUCCGAACCGUUUGCAGUGCGCUAACCUUGACGUUACAUUGGCACCCACGUUCGGCCCCGCUGACGUUGGUCAGCUUUGUUCCCCGCACCCAAACCCCCGGGCACACACUCUCUUUUCGUUCAAAAUCACAACAGAGCAAGAUGGAGGGCGAGGAAAAGCUUGGCUCGAGGCGCGCUCGUCUUGCUCGGCGCCUUCAUCCUCGUCCUCGAGCCCAAGUCGUUGACCCGUCUCGGCAACGCGGCUUUCUUCGGGUGUAUCUCCGCCAUCAUGAUUCCGGCGAACCUGCCCGUGAUGAUGAUCCUUCUGGUCGGCUUCCUGCUGGUGUUUGGCAUGUGCCUGGGGUGGGCGUGGUCCUGCGCAGCGAUGGCGGCGGCGGCUCGAACAAGGAGUCAAGCUUUGCUCGGUUCUGAGGUCAAGUCGUUCAGGGUAGCCAACGCUAACGCGCAAAACAUCGACGCGCUGUACCGAGUGGCCAUCUUUCAAGGUCAAUUUCUCGAUUGGCGGUCGACGCUCGUCAUUGGCGUCUUUUUCGUCAUUGGAUCGUUCGCACUGGGACUGAUGCGUGCUAAUGCGCCUAAACUGAUGGUGGCCUCCAUCUUUGGGACAAUCGUCAUGGACGUCAUGCUUAGCUAUGGCCCCUUGUUCCCUUCGUGCGUAUCUGCGCUUUGAAUCUUAUCUGGUCAUCAAGGGUCGCUUGUGAUUGAUCAUGUUUUGCGAACCCAUUUACGAACGCGCAGGGCGAAUUAUACCCUCGCGUACAACUUCUUGCUCCCAACAGGCUGCUUCCUCGGAAUCGCGGCGGCUGGAUCGGUCCUCAUCUUUCCAGAAUCGAUCAACAGUACCUGGACCACCAGUUUGGUGGACACCUGCCUCACGCCUGUGUACGAGCGAAUCGCGCUGUUCUCCAAGCUCUUACGGACCCCACCACCCUCGAGCACGUCCACGGCCUGGAUCGACCAACAUGACGCGUGGAACAACAACGCGAUGGCGAUCGCGAGCGGCGUGAACGCUCUUCUGGGAGGGAUGGGUACGAUGGAAUUAGAAGCGUCGGUCGGCCGCAUGAGUGCGAAGGACUAUUACAGUCUGAAGCCUCUGCUCGAAGAGCUAGCAAGUCGGUCGCUCGGACUUGGGUCGUUGUACCGAGGGCUCGAGUCGCAAGCGCUACGUACGCUUCGGGAUACCAAAGGCAUCAUCGAUUUGCAGGCCAAGCUGCAACACCCCAUCGGGAGAGAGGCGCCUCAUCUGAACCAAUUGCGCAGCAACAUCUCCGCUGCCGAGGACAAGCAUGCCCAUUCGAUUGCGACCCUGCUGCCCCGGUUUGCCAACGCCGUGGACCCGUUGUUGAUCGCUAUGGACGAAGCCCUCUUGGGUGCCAUGACCUGGCUUUCCGUGGCCAACACCUCGAGGUGGAAGCGGUUCAGGUCAGAUCAAGUCGCGGCCGACUAUGAAGCGCAACGAGAACGUGUCGCUGCUCUGGAGCGCGCCAUGGAGGAAUACCGCACCACCCGCCGACUCGAGAUCUUUGCCCCCUUCCAGAAAUUCUUCGACCUCGAGACAGGAAGACCGCGAUCCGAGCUCAAGUUCUCUCCCAUCUCGCUGAUGCAAGUCCUUUCGGCUUCGGACGCGCUUGUGGGCUAUGCGACCACCAUCCUCAAUCUCGUUGCGCGACUCAGCGAACUCGAGAACAAACGCCGCGUCAACAAGCUGUGGAUGCCCACCGGGCUGCGGAAGAUUGGGAAGCUCGCCUUCAGCCGACAUCGAUCGCAGAUCGAUGGUGUGACGGGGGAUGGCGACGAUCCCGACCAGGUUGUUAUUCCCUUCUCUGAUUCGACAUCGACCCUCGUUGAUGGGGCAGAGAAAGAGGAGGAAGAGCUGCACUUCUUCUUGCGGCAACGGAACGAGGAGAAGAAGGACCCCGAUGUGCGCGCUCCCCGCAACGCGGCCCAACGUUUCGGCGGCAAGCUGUACGGCAUUGGUCGAUGGUGCAAGACGACAGAGACGAUCUUUGCAAUCAAGUACGCGGCCAUCGGUUUGGCGUUGUGGCUGCCCCAGGUCUUCAAGACCUCGGCCUACUUCACCUACGUGAAUAAGGGUUUAUGGGCGCUCAUCACUGCACAGACCUUCCUUUCCCUUUACGCGGGAGAUCAGAUCAUGGCUACGAUUCAAAAAAUUGCCGGAACCGUGGUAGGCCUACUUUACGGUAUGAUGAUCUGGUACGUUGGGAACGGGCGAGGCAGCAAUAGGAUCGGAACCGCUGCGUCGCUAUUCGUAUUCAUGCUCCCUCUAUUGGCGCUGCGCAAUCACGCACCGCCGGCGCAACAGCAGAUGGCCAUCCUCACCGCCGUCACUACUGUGCUCAUCGUCGGCUACAGCUGGGUCAAUGGCCACCUCGCGACUCUCGGUGGAACUAUCGGCGCUCAGCUCGCGUGGCGUCGAGCACUGCUCGUCAUCAUCGGUUCGGUGGCCUCGAUGAUCAUCAUGCUCUUCCCCGGCCACCAGUCGUCAAGGCUGCUUGUACGCAAAACGCAUGCAACCUGCAUCGGCGAGAUCGGCCGCAUCUACAUGGCCUUGCUUUCGCACUGGAUCGCCGAGGAUCGUCACGACGCGCAGAAGCACUCGUCCGAGGAGUUGGUCCAACCUAGGCCCGAGGCGACUUCACUCGAGUUCGAUGCCUUUACUCCUGCCGUACAGAAAGAGGCCCGUGAGAUCCUGCUAGCGACUUGGGCCAAGUUGAUAGGAACGACGCAACACAUCAAAGAGUCAAGAUACGAACUUUCCCUGCGCGGUGAUUGGCCCGCAGCCGAGUACAAGUCCUUGCUGCGGGCUCAAGUUAUCAUGAUGCAGUGAGUCUAAUCCGUGCAGAAGAGCAGUAUAGCAUGGACUGAUUGCUGUCGGACCAUGCUGUUGCCUAUCCAGAGCUCUUGGGUCGUUAGGACUGGGUUUGGUCCGACUCGAACCAGCUUGGCGAAAGAUGUUGAUCAGGUCCACGGCUUUCCUGCACCCCAACCUUAUCUCCGAUGUUUCAUCGACCUUUGCAUUGGUCAGUUGGCCUGAUACCAGAGGCCAGCCGCUCACCAUUUACGACACAGCCUGACCAAACCUCCCACUAUCUCCCUGUCAGCUCUCUCUCGCGCUUCGGGAGGGUGCGCCGCUUCCUCAAGCGACACCGGGCCCUCUCCUUGAUCGACUGUUGUAUCACGACAAGAAGUUCAAGACCGGGAGGAGUGAAGCGUCGGAUCAAGUACUCCACACCGCGGACGGCGCACGAUUGGGCGAAUUUGAGUUGACUUGGACAAUUCUUCGCGUAAGUGCUCGAUCUUCAACGCUCGACCACUUCGGGAACGUGUAACCGUGCAGACUGACCGAGAUGCGCUGACUCAAUCGAACUUAAACAGGAUGAACGUUUUGGGACAUAUGCGUCCACAAUCGUUGCUCUUGGAUCGCUGCUGUUGACCCUUGAUGAUGCCGAGACGGCGGUCAAGGCUCUCGUGGGCGAGGUCUACAUGCCAGGUUACGACUAUCUCGUGGAGAGGGCCAGGCAAGAGUUGUAA
Messenger RNA from Microbotryum saponariae, 3883 nucleotides. Lineage: Eukaryota; Fungi; Basidiomycota; Microbotryomycetes; Microbotryales; Microbotryaceae. The record is from the annotation of a GenBank genome assembly.